Molecule: messenger RNA, 7193 nt
Organism: Rana temporaria (common frog)
Lineage: Eukaryota; Metazoa; Chordata; Amphibia; Anura; Ranidae
Product: mucin-5AC-like
Exons: 32
Coding region: 16-7095 (2359 amino acids)
Cellular component (GO): extracellular matrix
Molecular function (GO): protein binding
Source: RefSeq, a predicted model, not a curated record
GUUUCAGGUCCUGUUAUGUCUAUAAACAAAAAGAAAACAACUGUGGUACAUAAAAAAAUAUCUCCAGUAGGUGUUGGUGUCAAUUACAGAGGUGCUUUUAGGUCAAAACCAAAACCAGCACCUGGAAAUGGUUUGGGGUCUGUUACCAUAAUACCAAAACCACAACCAACUCCUUUACCACAAUUCACAAGUCAUAGUGAGCAGGUUUGCAGUACCUGGGGAAACUACCACUUCAUGACCUAUGAUGGUGACUUUUACUACUACCCGGGCAAGUGCAAGUAUGUCUUUGCCUCCCAUUGUAAAGGGAGUCAGGAGGACUUCCACAUUUUGUUCCAACGCACUCAAGAAGAUCUCGGUCCAGUCAUCAGUAACAUUUCCAUAAAGAUCCACCAAGUAGUAAUAGAAAUUUCUAAUAAUUCUAUUACAAUGGAUGGAGAACUUAUUACUGAAACACCUGUUGAUGAGUCCGGGGUUCUGAUUGACAUAAUUGGCGAUUAUGUGAAGAUUGCCUAUUCUAGUGACAUUUACUUUAUGUGGAAUAGAGAAGAUAGUAUACUGCUGAAACUGAACCGCGAUAAAUAUGCUAAUCAGACAUGUGGAAUGUGUGGAGAUUUUAAUGGCGUUAAAGGAUUAACAUACGAUGGCAUUAAGGCCACUGCAGUGCAGUAUGGAAACAUGCAGAAACGGAACGGACCAGUGGAAGACUGUCCAGAUGUUUCUCCUCUAACACCAACUAAAUGCAAAAAUGCGGAUAAAAUAUGUGAAGACAGCCUGACAUCUGAAGCCUUCAGAAGUUGUAACAAGCUUGUUAACCCUAAACAAUACAUAGCCACCUGUGUGCAAGACCUGUGCAGGUGUAGUUCCAAGAGCCGAAUGUCCUGCCUGUGCAAUAUGCUUGCUGAGUAUACACGUCAGUGUACACAUGCUGGAGGUGUUCCUGGGAACUGGAGAAACCCCAAAUUUUGCUCAAAGACAUGCCCUUUAAACAUGGUACGCCAGGAGUGUGGCUCCCCUUGUCUCAAUACAUGCUCCAAUACAGACAGAUCCAUGGUUUGUGAAGAUCACAACAUGGAUGGAUGUUUUUGCCCCAAAGACACUGUGCUUGAUGACAUAAACAACACAGGCUGUAUUCCUCAAGAGAACUGUUUCUGUGUCUAUGAUGGUAAAAAUUACUCCCCAGGAUCAUCCUACAGUACCCCAUGUCGAGCAUGCACAUGUUCCAGAGGGAAGUGGAAGUGUAAAGAGCUACCUUGCAAGGGCACCUGCUCAGUUGUAGGAGGAUCACAUAUUACAACCUUCGAUGGAUUCCAUUAUACUACCAAUGGGGACUGCAGUUAUGUCCUGGCAAAGCACAGCACUGGUCAUGACUUUGUGUUACUGGGAGAGUUACGGAGAUGUGGAAUCAUUAAGAGCAAAUCCUGCCUUAGAGGUGUAGUUCUGGUAUUAAACGGAGGCGAAACUGUAGUGAAUAUUAAAGAAAAUUGUGCCGCCUAUCUUAAUUGGAUGACCAUUCAACUUCCUGUUUCAGUUGCUAAUUUGACAAUUUCUCAGCCUACAUCAUUUUAUCUGAACAUUAAAACGUUUGGAAUGUCUAUCAUGGUUCAGUGCGUACCAAUAUUGCAGGUGUAUGUUGAUUUGGAUUUUUCUUAUGAACAUCAGACUUGUGGUCUAUGCGGAAAUUACAACAAAAUCCAAAGUGAUGAUUUUAAAGCUCUGAGUGGAGUCAUUGAAGGUACUGCUGCAGCUUUUGUUAAUACCUGGAAGACUUUAGCCACCUGUCCGAAUAUUAAAAACAGCUAUGAGGACCCAUGUUCACUCAGUGUGGAGAAGGAAAGAUAUGCAGCGCAUUGGUGUGGUCUUCUUACAUCUGAAACUGGACCUUUCACUGAGUGCCACAGCUUGGAAAGCCCUCUUAUUUAUCAUACGAACUGUAUGUCGGAUACCUGCAGCUGUACAAACAGUGAGGAGUGCAUGUGUGCUGCCCUCCAUUCUUAUGCUUUUGCAUGUAAUAAAAAAGGAGUCCUUAUCGCUGGCUGGAGAGACAACGUGUGCCAAAAUUACACACAGAGCUGCAAAGAAUCCCAGAUAUAUCGCUAUCAUGUCAAUGAGAUCCAGCCUACAUGCCGAUCCCUGAGUGAGGCGGAUGCUACAAGAUACACUGAGCUUGACCCUGUGGAUGGCUGUGUGUGCAGAGAUGGCACCUAUAUGAAUGACAAUGGAGACUGUGUAGAGGCCAGUUCCUGCCCCUGUUAUUAUCAAGGAAAUGUCAUGCAGUCUGGAGAAAUGGUCGAGGAAAAUGGGGUAGCUUGCAAAUGUGACAAAGGCCAGCUAAACUGUAUGGGUGAACUUAAAAAGCCAGUGUGCACCCCUCCGAUGAUUUAUCUUAAUUGCACCAAGGGAAGUAAAGGUAUGGAGUGUCAGAAGAGCUGUGACACACUCGACAUGAACUGUUACAGCUCCCAGUGCAUUUCAGGUUGUGCUUGUCCUAAAGGUUUGGUUUUUGAUGGAUUAGGAGACUGCAUCCCUGAAGAACAAUGCUCAUGUAUCCACAAUGAAGCUGCAUACAGCCCAGGCACCACCAUCUCUGUCGCUUGCAAUACUUGCACCUGCAAGAACAGGAAGUGGCAGUGUACCCAUGAACAGUGUUUGGGGAGCUGUUCCGUUUAUGGAGAUGGCCAUCACAUAUCCUUUGAUAACAAACAUUUCAGCUUUAGUGGAGCUUGUGAAUACACAUUGGUUCAGGAUAACUGUGGUGAGGAAAGAGGCCAAAGCUCCUUUAGAGUUAUCAUGCAGAAUGUUCAGUGUGGCUAUAAUGGCACUAUAUGUACCAAAACUAUCAAGAUCUUUUUUGGGGGAGAAGAACUUUUCUUCGACAAAGAGAAGAUCGAGAUUGUAAAGCGAGGAGAAGCGAAGAGUAUUCAGUAUGAAUUAAUUCGUAAAGGAAUGUACCUCAUUUUAAAAAGUGUUAAUGGACUCUUCAUCAUUUGGGAUACCAAGGCCACUGUCCACGUAAAGCUCAGCUCUGACUUUAAGAGAAAGGUAUGUGGCAUCUGUGGAAACUACGAUGGAAAUGCAAAUAAUGAUUUCACCACAAGGAGUCAUUCAGUGGUAGAGAACUUGAUGGAAUUCUAUAACAGCUGGAAAACAGACCCAAAAUGCCCAGAUGUGCACCAUGUCAAGAAUCCUUGCUCCAUCAACCCAUAUAGGAAAGCCUGGGCAACAAAGCAAUGUGCUAUUAUUACCAGCAACGUCUUUCAACCUUGUCACUCUCAGGUGGACCCUACCAUUUAUUAUGACUCUUGCAUCAGUGACUCAUGUUCUUGUGUUUCUGGCGGAGAUUGUGAAUGCUUCUGUACUGCGGUUGCAGCGUAUGCUCAGGCCUGUAGUGAGAAUGGAGUGUGCAUAAGAUGGAGAACGCCAACUAUAUGCCCUAUGUUCUGCGAUUACUACAAUGAAGCUGGAGAAUGUGCAUGGCACUACAAACCUUGUGGGGACAAGUGUAUGAAGACCUGCAGGAACCCCAAAGGAGAGUGCCUAUAUGAACUUUCAGGUCUUGAAGGCUGUUAUCCCAGCUGCCCUGCAUCUUCACCAUAUUUAGAUGAAGAUAAUAUGAAGUGUGUGUCUCAGUGUGGCUGUAAUGAUGAAAAUGGCAACUUUUAUAACUAUGGAGAAAAAGUACCAUCUAAAGAAAAUUGUCAUUCAUGUGAGUGUUCCAAAAAGGGUAUAUCAUGCCAGUAUGAUAUCUCAGCUUGUCAUUGUGAGCAUGAAGGAAAAGUGUACAAAAUCACAGAAACCUUUUCAAGCUUCAGUGAUAAAGAUGGAAGCUGCAAGCAAUUGAAGUGUGAAGUCAAUGGAACCAUUGUCACUCUCAGUAAUUUAUGCACUACACACAUCACAAAAGGACAAGACGAGCCAACAACAACAAUAACAACAACAAAAACAACAACAACACCAUGUAGUCCUCAGUGUCGCUGGACACAAUGGUAUAAUGAGUCCAAACUUUUAGAAAACGAAAUAAGUAAUACUAAAAUGAAUGACACAAUCACAACCAAAAUAAAAGUAAGCUGCAAAGAUGAGAUCUAUGCUCAGAAGACAGAAUGUAAACUUGCAGAUUCUAGCAAUGAUCUGCCCAGUUCAAAGCAGAGAAUAAAUGCAUUUUGUAAUAUAGUAAAUGAAUCAGAAUGUAUUAACAGUAAGCAAGAUGGACCCAUGAAUGUAUGCAGAACUUUAGAAAUACGAUUCUUGUGCUGUGAUGAUUUCUCACUUUGUUUCGGGUAUAAUCCACCUACAAAAUCCACUACAUUUUUAUCAACUAAAGUAACAAGUGCACCUGGAAAACAAACAUCUGUAGUAUCAACACGAAUAUCCCAUCCUCCAGUUUCUACAGUCCCUACUACACAUUCUAAAAAAACUUUCAGCACAUCAACUACUACACAAAUUGUGUUCUCCACUCCUACAUUUUCUUCUACUACAGCUACUACAGCUACUUCGCCAUCAAAAUCAACAUCAGAGUCUACAACAGCAAAUCCCCCAUCCACCUCAAGUGUAACACAGUCUACCCUUCAUGUCUCCAGAGAGACAACAAGCAUAGGCUCUAAGAGUUCUGUUUCUACAACCACAAUACCAACUAGCACGUCUUUUUCUUCAACAACUAAAAUGUCUCCCACUACAACCUCUGUUACACAAACUACCUCCUCUACAACCACAAUACCAACUAGCACGUCUUUUUCUCCAACAACUAAAAUGUCUCCCACCACAACCUCUGUUACACAAACUACCUCCUCUACAACUACACCUUUUAUAUCAUCAGCCACACCAAACACCCCAUCCAGUCUUCCAACUGUUACAACCAAACCUACAACAUCUAGUCCUUCACCAUCAUCUACGGGUCAAACCACAACUUCUUGCUAUUAUUGUUUUUGGACAAAGUGGUAUAAUGAAAAUAAUCCAACAUCAAAGGCCGAAUCAGGAGAUCAAGAAAGCUAUGAGAUAGUGGAAUCUAAAGGAAACUCAGAGUGCAGGGAUAAAUCGCAUGUUCAGGAUAUUCAGUGUGAAGCUAGUUCAUACUCUGGAAAGGGCUUUAAAGAUUUAAAACAAAAUGCUACAUGCGAUGUUAAAUCAGGCUUGAUAUGCAGGAAUGAAGAUAAUCCGGGACCAUUUAAAAUGUGCUAUGAUUACAAAGUAAGAUUCUACUGUUGUGAAAAACAAAAAUGCCCUUCUUCCACAGCUACUACAGCUACUUCUACAUCACAAUCAACAUCAGAGUCUACAACAGCAAAUCCCUCAUCCACCUCAAGUGUAACACAGUCUACACUUCAUGUCUCCACUGAGACAACAAGCAUAGGCUCUAAGAGUUCUGUUUCUACAACCACAAUACCAACUAGCACGUCUUUUUCUUCAACAACUAAAAUGUCUCCCACUACAACCUCUGUUACACAAACUACCUCCUCUACAACCACAAUACCAACUAGCACGUCUUUUUCUCCAACAACUAAAAUGUCUCCCACCACAACCUCUGUUACACAAACUACCUCCUCUACAACUACACCUUUUAUAUCAUCAGCCACACCAAACACCCCAUCCAGUCUUCCAACUGUUACAACCAAACCUACAACAUCUAGUCCUUCACCAUCAUCUACGGGUCAAACCACAACUUCUUGCUAUUAUUGUUUUUGGACAAAGUGGUAUAAUGAAAAUAAUCCAACAUCAAAGGCCGAAUCAGGAGAUCAAGAAAGCUAUGAGAUAGUGGAAUCUAAAGGAAACUCAGAGUGCAGGGAUAAAUCGCAUGUUCAGGAUAUUCAGUGUGAAGCUAGUUCAUACUCUGGAAAGGGCUUUAAAGAUUUAAAACAAAAUGCUACAUGCGAUGUUAAAUCAGGCUUGAUAUGCAGGAAUAAAGAUAAUCCGGGACCAUUUAAAAUGUGCUAUGAUUACAAAGUAAGAUUCUACUGUUGUGAAAAACAAAAAUGCCCUUCUUCCACAGCUACUACAGAUACUACAGUUACUUCUACAUCACAAUCAACAUUAGAGUCUACAACAGUAAAUCCCACAUCCACCUCAAGUGUAACACAGUCUACACUUCAAGUCUCCACUGAGACAACAAGCAUAGGCUCUAAGAGUUCUGUUUCUACAACCACAAUACCAACUAGCACGUCUUUUUCUUCAACAACUAAAAUGUCUCCCACCACAACCUCUGUUAAACAAACUACCUCCUCUACAACUACACCUUUUAUAUCAUCAGCCACACCAAACACCCCAUCCAGUCUUCCAACUGUUACAACCAAACCUACAACAUCUAGUCCUUCACCAUCAUCUACAGGUCCAACCACAACUUCUUGCUAUUAUUGUUUUUGGACAAAGUGGUAUAAUGAAAAUAAUCCAACAUCAAACGCUGAAUCAGGAGAUCAUGAAAGCUAUGAGAUAGUGGAAUCUAAAGGAAACUCAGAGUGCAGGGAAAAAUCGCAUGUUCAGGAUAUUCAGUGUGAAGCGAGUUCAUACUCUGGAAAGGGCUUUAAAGAUUUAAAACAAAAUGCUACAUGUGAUGUUAAAUCAGGCUUGAUAUGCAAGAAUGAAGAUAAUCCGGGACCAUUCGAAAUGUGCUAUGAUUACAAAGUAAGAUUCUACUGCUGUGAAAAACAGAAAUGUCCUUCUUUCACAGCUACUACAGAUACUACAGCUACUUCUACAUCACAAUCAACAUCAGAGUCUACAACAGCAAAUCCCUCAUCCACCUCAAGUGUAACACAGUCUACACUUCAUGUCUCCACUGAGACAACAAGCAUAGGCUCUAAGAGUUCUGUUUCUACAACCACAAUACCAACUAGCACGUCUUUUCUUCAACAACUAAAAUGUCUCCCACCACAACCUCUGUUACACAAACUACCUCCUCUACAACUACACCUUUUAUAUCAUCAGCCACACCAAACACCCCAUCCAGUCUUCCAACUGUUACAACCAAACCUACAACAUCUAGUCCUUCACCAUCAUCUACAGGUCAAACCACAACUUCUUGCUAUUAUUGUUUUUGGACAAAGUGGUAUAAUGAAAAUAAUCCAACAUCAAAGGCCGAAUCAGGAGAUCAAGAAAGCUAUGAGAUAGUGGAAUCUAAAGGAAACUCAGAGUGCAGGGAUAAAUCGCAUGUUCAGGAUAUUCAGUGUGAAGCGAGUUCAUACUCUGGAAAGGGCUUUAAAGAUUUA